Messenger RNA from Laccaria bicolor S238N-H82, 1083 nucleotides. RefSeq lists its product as uncharacterized. The transcript is spliced from 8 exons. The record is from RefSeq and is a predicted model, not a curated record. Gene Ontology annotation, biological process: NADP+ biosynthetic process; NAD+ metabolic process. Lineage: Eukaryota; Fungi; Basidiomycota; Agaricomycetes; Agaricales; Hydnangiaceae. Bases 1 to 1083 code for a protein of 360 amino acids. Gene Ontology annotation, molecular function: NAD+ kinase activity.
AUGGCCGUGUACCUCCAGGCAUUCAUUAAUUCCUCGUCUGCCGUUGCGAGCUUGUUCGAGGUCUCUCUCUUUGGAUUCACAUCAACCCCAAACCUGGACACCCCUCCAAAGACGAUUUUGAUUGUGAACAAACUUCGUACCCAGCCAGUCAUCCUCGCGAUUGAUGCCUUUCUCGAACAUGUGCAUGCCACCUACCCUGGAGUAAGAGUGUUUCACGAGAAUAGGUCUGACAUACCGCACGGAGCAGAAAUCUGGCAAUCAACUCCCAACUCCCCCAAAAUAGACUUGGUUGUGACAUUAGGCGGAGAUGGCACCAUAUUGCACGCGUCAUCUCUCUUCAGCGCCGGUGCGGUUCCACCUGUAUUGAGUUUCUCGAUGGGCACAUUGGGAUUCCUGCUUCCUUUUCACAUUGAUGACUUUUCCAAAGCUCUCGAAAGUGUCUUUACAGGAAAAGCAACCAUCCUGAACCGCAUGCGCUUGGCUUGCACAUUUUACGAUAAAGACUUUGAAAAAAUUGGGAAGGAUGGUGAUGACUGGCAAGUUAUGAAUGAGAUCGCACUCCACCGUGGCUCGAGUCCCCACUUGAACACAAUCGACAUCUUUGUCGACGGUCAGCAUCUCACAGAAGCAGUGUCUGACGGUCUCAUCGUGUCCACCCCAACGGGCUCCACUGCCUACUCGCUUUCCGCUGGAGGUCCCAUUGUCCACCCAUCCUUGAGCGCCUUGGUCCUAACCCCAAUCUGUCCACGGAGCCUAUCAUUCCGUCCACUUGUCUUCCCGUCAUCUUCCAUAGUCACAUUAAGGAUAGGGGAUCGCAGCCGAGCCCCAGCCGGGGUGUCCAUGGAUGGACGAACAUCGCAUGUGCUCAACCCAGGAGAAUCAGUCAACGUUCAGGCCUCGCCCUUCCCCGUUCCAUGUAUCAAUCGAUCAUCUAUCAUCACAUCGACAGAUGCAGAGGAGAUGAAACACAGCGAAGGUGCCGGUCCUGGGAAAGAGGACGACUGGGUUCGCGAUAUCAACAACCUUCUGCAAUAUAACGCUACUUUCAGGAGCAAGGCUCUUUUACGACACAGUCGAACAUGA